AUGCACCCCACCACCCUCCUCCUCCCCACCGCGCUCUUCGCCGCCUCCGCCUCCGCCUGGGGCAUGCUCGGCCACCGCACCGUCGCCCUCCUCUCGACGCGCUACCUCCUCCCCGACACGGCCAUCUUCGUCAAGUCCCUCCUGCCCAAGCCCCAGUCCAUGGUCUCGGCCUCCACCUGGCCCGACUACUACGCGCACACGCCCGACGGCCGCUACUCCGCGCCCUGGCACUGGAUCGACUCGCACGACAACCCGCCGCACACCUGCGAGGUCAACUACCACCGCGACUGCGGCGGCGAGGAGGGCUGCAUCGUCAGUGCUAUUGUCAACAUGACGGCGAGAGUCACAGACGAGGAGCUCUCGUUCUACGAGCGCCAGAUGGCGCUCAAGUUCAUCAUCCACUUCAUCGGCGACAUCCACCAGCCCCUGCACACGGAGGACCUGCUCCGCGGCGGCAACCAGAUCUACGUGCUGUGGGGCAAGCAGCACACGAACCUGCACCACGUGUGGGACUCGAGCAUCGCCGAGAAGCACCAAGGCGGGAGCGCGGUGCGGCACGCGGUCGGCUGGGCGGACACGCUGCACACAGAGAUCGAGGGCGGCAAGUAUAGUGACGUGCGUGGGGAGUGGAGUGCGUGUGUUGAUCCGGCGCGCGCGGAGGAGUGCGCGCUAUCUUGGGCGGGUGAGGCGAAUAGGUGGAUGUGUGACUAUGUGCUCCCGCAGACUUAUCCUGGGGGCUUGGAGGGGCUGGAUGUCAGUGGUGAGUAUUACGAGGGCGCGAUAGAGAUUGUGGAUGUGCUGGUGGCGAAGGCCGGGUGGAGGCUCGCUGGGUAUUUGAAUAUGAUUGUGACGGGGAGGACGGGGCUGGAGGAGGGCGAGAGGGCGGCGACGGUGGAUGCGGCGAAGGGCGAGGACUGGGUGGGUGGUGAUAGGUAUGCUGCGAGCGGGCAGGAGCUGAAGAAGAGGGCCAUGAAAAUGGCCAGCACGGGCUGGUGGGGGCAUGUUAGAGUUCGAUUGAACAAUCUGGUUUAG
Molecule: messenger RNA, 1032 nt
Organism: Morchella sextelata
Lineage: Eukaryota; Fungi; Ascomycota; Pezizomycetes; Pezizales; Morchellaceae
Exons: 2
Coding region: 1-1032 (343 amino acids)
Biological process (GO): DNA catabolic process
Molecular function (GO): nucleic acid binding; endonuclease activity
Source: RefSeq, a predicted model, not a curated record